AUGUCUGAACCCAUCCCCGAGUCGAUACCCACAUCCGCCGACUCGCGCUCUCAUCGCCCGACAAAGAAGCGCGCCCUCACUCCACGCUCAGCACAAGCCUCACAGGUCGAGGCCCUCUUCGCAAAACCCGACCGCGACAUCCACAUCCCAGGCUCCAGCGCACUAGCCAAAUCCUCUCUGCCCCCAGAAAUUGUUGCCAAUGUACAAGGAUCUAGCGCAGGUGCUGGAAGUGGCGAGUUCCACGUCUACAAGGCGAGUCGGAGACGCGAAUACGAGAGGCUGAGGAUGAUGGAUGACGAAGUGAAAAAGGAGGAGGAUGAAAAGGAGUUUGCAAAGCGGAAAGAAGAACUAGAGAAGAAGGACAAAGAGAAGACCGAGAAGAACCGACUGAAGAGGGAGAAGGCGCGACAGAGGAAAGAGAAGGCUAAGAAGGGUGGAAAGGGCGGCGACAGGGAUGGCACGCCGACCGCAGAGGACAGUAAGACGAAGAAGAAGUUGGCGCCGAAUGCGAACGCACCAAAGACUGGUACAGAAGAGGACACGGAUACAAACAACCAAGGUGGAGAGGUCAAGAAUGCCGAAGAGAUUGGCUUGGUCAUCGAAGACGACGAUUGA
This is a messenger RNA of Alternaria postmessia, 615 nucleotides long. RefSeq lists its product as uncharacterized. Gene Ontology annotation, molecular function: protein kinase binding; double-stranded RNA binding; protein kinase inhibitor activity. Gene Ontology annotation, cellular component: nucleolus. The record is from RefSeq and is a predicted model, not a curated record. NCBI's taxonomy places the organism in Eukaryota, Fungi, Ascomycota, Dothideomycetes, Pleosporales, Pleosporaceae. The transcript has a single exon. Gene Ontology annotation, biological process: negative regulation of protein kinase activity. The coding region runs from base 1 to 615 and encodes 204 amino acids.